Messenger RNA from Rasamsonia emersonii CBS 393.64, 387 nucleotides. RefSeq lists its product as uncharacterized. The transcript has a single exon. The annotation marks the transcript as partial. NCBI's taxonomy places the organism in Eukaryota, Fungi, Ascomycota, Eurotiomycetes, Eurotiales, Trichocomaceae. The record is from RefSeq and is a predicted model, not a curated record.
ACGAUAUUUUGCGUCCCAGAAUCUUUAAUCAAUUCAAUCGAACAGACACAGGAAGGCGAGUCGAACGGUAAAAGAGAAAUGAGAGGAACAGAAGUCCAUCAUCGACGCAGGAUCGUCUGGGCCGAGAUCGGGAUUUGGGGUGCACCGCCAUCCACCUUAGCCGUAAGUUGUAGCCGCAGAACUCGACUGGUACGAUUUACUUAUCUGACUGCUCAUGUUUUGCGAGUCAUGUCAACCCUCCUGGAUUAUCAGGCUACCCCUUUCCCCUCAGAUGCUCUCGAGGACGGUGUGGAGUUCAGCAAUUCCAGGUUGCUUCUCUCCUUUCUCCAGGAUAAGGAUGCGGUUCCAACCCCAGCUGAACCGUGGAAAGCAGGGACACGCCCCUGA